CUCAUUUGUGUUCUUGGCCAGUCUUCACUUGAAAGAGUGUGGCACAAGGUGAGAGAUGUUCUAAGUGAUUCAGCACAGCACUCUGUCAGAGAAAUGAAUGAUUUGCCAGAAACAAGACAUCGGGAAAGGAGAGAUCCUUAAAAAAUGGGAGCAGCCAGCUUUGACAGAGGCUUUCUGUAUUGAAGCUCAGUAUUUCAAAAGCUUUCUCCUUCAGGACUUUUGCACUAGAAGCCAUAACCAUUGGCAUGUUCAGCUCCAAUCUGUGUUUCAGCUCUGCACUGCUGCAGGAGGAGUGCCACAGAAGGAAGAUGCCGCUGAGGAGCUCAGCAGGAUUGGUGCUGCUCCUGCUCUCUCAGUGCUCUGUGUCCCUGGGCUCCAGAGAGGCCCUGGGCCUGGCUAAUGCCCACCUCCUCCCCCUGAGGGACCAUGAGAGACUGGGAAACGCCCAUCAGAAAGACUAUCCUAGGGAUUGUUUUGAGAUUUUAAAGCACUCCAAAGGAAAUUCCAGAGAUGGCCUUUACAUCAUCCAACCAAAAGAAGAACCAAUUGUUGUCUUUUGUAACAUGCAGGAUGGUGGCUGGACAGUAAUCCAGCACAUUACAGCCAACAGCACUGUCGACUUUGACAGGACUUGGCAGGACUACAAAUAUGGAUUUGGCUCUGUUGAUGAGAACCACUGGUUAGGAAAUGAAUACAUGCAUCAGCUAACUGGCAGCUCAGUGCAAUACAUACUUGGAGUUAAACUUGUGAAUCUAAAUGCUGAAGUCAAAUGGGGGCAGUAUGAGCCAUUCCUGAUUGAGGGGGAGGAGUCUCAGUAUCGCAUCAGGGUUGGCCUUUACAAAGGCAACGCCACUGACGCUCUGACCCUGGACACAGAAGCUUAUCUCCAUGACAACCAGAAGUUCACCACCAAGGACAGAGACAAUGACAAUUACUUUAUGAACUGUGCUAAGCUGGAGCUCAAUGGCAUUCCUGGGGGAGGCUGGUGGUACGAUGCCUGUGCUGGGGCAAACCUGAACCGCAGGAACGUGAUAUACUGGCAAAGAGACUGCAGCAAGCAACAGCCCUGCAAGUUUGCAUGGAUGAUGGUCAAACCCAUCGAGCACCAUCAGUCGUACCCUACCAAGGCCUGCCCCUGUCAGAAAGUUGAACUGUAGACAAGCCAUGAGUAUUUGACAGGAACAUGGACUAUUUCUCAAGUGACUGAAGUGAACUCACUGACUGAGUAACGGCCCUAAGUAACCACAGCUGGAAAUUUAAAUUUGGCCUCUCUAGGGGCUUUAUGUUGACAUAUUGUUCAAUACUGGAACAUGUCACAGAAAUUUGCCAACCACACAAGUGAGAAACUGUCAGAAACUGAGGCCUUUACCGCAAGAUUUAAAUAACCAGAAGAUUUAAAUAAUUAAUUUUAUACUAUUUUAGCCAUAAGACAAGUCCGAUAUGAAAUGCGGGAUAUGAUGUCUUGUACAAUAUAUACCUGAAUAAAAAUGCAUUUCAGAAGGUU
Zonotrichia leucophrys gambelii is the source of this 1504-nucleotide messenger RNA. RefSeq names its product fibrinogen-like protein 1-like protein. Lineage: Eukaryota; Metazoa; Chordata; Aves; Passeriformes; Passerellidae. The transcript is spliced from 3 exons. Bases 246 to 1157 code for a protein of 303 amino acids. The record is from RefSeq and is a predicted model, not a curated record.